This is a messenger RNA of Kluyveromyces marxianus DMKU3-1042, 1182 nucleotides long. RefSeq lists its product as uncharacterized. Gene Ontology annotation, cellular component: plasma membrane. Lineage: Eukaryota; Fungi; Ascomycota; Saccharomycetes; Saccharomycetales; Saccharomycetaceae. The transcript has a single exon. Gene Ontology annotation, molecular function: GTP binding; GTPase activity; GDP binding. Bases 1 to 1182 code for a protein of 393 amino acids. Gene Ontology annotation, biological process: signal transduction. The record is from RefSeq and is a predicted model, not a curated record.
AUGACGUCUAAUGUUAUACUGUUUGAAGAGAGAUGCGAAUGCGAAUCCAAAUUACCUGGGGAAAUCGAUGUUCUCACUUCUAAAGUUGCGCUUAUCGGUGAUUCUUCUGUAGGAAAGACGUGUCUUGUCGGACGAUGGGUCAAAGGACACUCGGUGCUUCAAGAUAUCGACGAAACAGGAGAUCAUGUUGAAGAUUUGUACCAUAAGACAGUAGACUACAAUGUAUUAAUGAAAUCCCACAGUUUUCAAGAGUACUCUAAGUUGUUGACUACAACGGUAGUGCCGCAGAUGAAAAGGGAUAAGAACGGUAAACCAAUACCGCGACCCAAGAUGAACUAUAACGUCAACACUAAAUUAGAUGCCCAAGUAAUUGAUGUCACAGAUUUCGAUGUAACGGAUUAUUCGGAUAUCAGACAACUGCAAGUGAAUCAAGCAGAUGGUUUCAUUUUAUGCUAUGAUACGACGAACCCAAUGUCUUUGGCUGACAUGACUUUGUAUCAACGCAUAAUAACCAGGAUUAAAGGUGAUAACGUUCCAAUCAUCGUUUGCGGAACCAAAAUCGACUGCUUGCAAGAGCGUAAAGUUUCCGAGGAGGAAGCCAUGAACUUGUGCGAAGAGAUGGGCAUUGAUUACGCAACAUGUCACUUCGAGACAUCUGCUAUGGAAAAUAUCAACGUCAACGAGACAUUCUUCGCUAUUUUAUGUUUGAUAGAGAACAGGAGAAUUGCUAAUUCCGCUUACACAGGUUGCAAUGGUAUAGAUUGUCCCAUGAAGAAGGAACGCGAGCUGCAUCUAAAUGGCGAUUCUUCACCAAAACAAGACCACUCCGAUCUUAAUGAAAGUCAUACCAAAUCUACGGGAAGUAGCAGCAGCAACAGUUCGCAACACAACUCCCAUAUAAAGGCGUCUCCUCUAAACAUCGUUCAGAGCAUUAAAGAAGAACAUUUAUCAUCUCCCGAUUCCUCAGUCUCCAUGCUGGAAGGCCGUGCCUCGACCUCAAAACCAGUUGUGCUCACAAAAGAAGACGUAGUUUCGACUUAUCAGACAGCAAAACUCCCUACUGGCAAAUCGUCCACUGGCCCAUCAGUACGAACUUUCGAAGACCCACUCACCAACGUAUCUGGUGAGACAAAGAAGAACAAAAAGUCUCACUCACAAUCUGCAUGCUGCAUAAUUUCUUAA